AUGAUCCAUACAUGCGCCGAUAACCCACAGAAUGGAGUCACCAAAGCAGAAGCCCGCGACCUCGUUCGGCAGAUAGCAUACGUCCUUCGCCAUCGAUUCGACAUUGGCCGUCAAGGCCCUGGAAAAGAUGUUGUGGUCUCAACAUCUUCACUCAGUCCUUUUGUGUCAAUCGUUUUCUACGGCAUCAUGGCGGCAGGGGGAGUCUACAGCGGAGCUAGCACAGCGUUCACUGUAGGCGAGCUUGUUCGGCAGAUCAAGACAUCUGAGGCAAAGCUAUUGAUCUGCUCUAGAGAGUACGAGGAGCGAACGAUCGCAGCUGCGAAGGAAUGUCAUCUCCCGUCGGACAGGAUGCUGGUCAUCGACAGCUCCGUUCCCAGGCAGUGGAAACUUCUCUCCUCCGGCUUCUCGCAGGCUGACGUGCUUCAAUCCUUUGGUGGAAGAAUGAUGGAUUGGCAACGAUUCACGAGCCCGCGGGACCUGGAGAGUAUCACAACCUGUCUUCUCUUCUCGUCUGGUACCACAGGGCUACCAAAGGGCGUCCGAUUGAGCCAUUGGAACCUCGUUGCGAGCGGCAUCUGCAGCAUGGAGCCUGGUACCAAGUACAAAGCCAGACGCGCACAGGAAGGCAAGCCAUUCACGUGGCGAACCAUUGCCCAUCUACCCAUGGCUCACAUCGACGGUAUCCAGCAAUACAGCAUCAAUCCCUUCUACAUGGGAGGUACAACCUACUGGAUGCCCAAGUACGAUUUUGACAAGUUCAUCGAGUGCAGCAGGAAGUACCAAACGACCUACCAAUUUUCAGUGCCGCCAAUUUGGCUUCAGGUUGCGAAGAGUGAUAAAGUCACAGGCCACUUCGACAACCUCGAGAUCGCGUGCAGCGGUGCAGCGCCUAUGGGCCUGGAGCUGGCGAAAGAAGUCAGCAAUAAGCUUGGACGGGGCAAAAUCUUUAUGACCCAAACCUGGGGAACGACAGAGACCGAUGGCUCGAUCACGGCGACUGACUGGGAGACAAGAGACGAGACAGGCGCCGUUGGAGGGAUAUUACCAAAUGUCAAGCUACGCAUCGUGGAUGACGACAACAAGGAUAUGCCUUCCGGUGAAGUAGGAGAAGUCCUAGUAUCGGGUCCCAUUGUCUGUCAGGGAUAUCACAACAACCCGUCGGCCAAUGCUGCUGCAUUUCUCGAGGAGUUUUAUCGGACCGGAGACGUGGGGUAUAUCAAGAAUGGUCUGGUCUAUCUCGUGGACCGAAAGAAAGAGCUCAUCAAGUACAAGGGUCUGCAGGUCGCUCCGGCGGAACUCGAAGAUCUACUCAUGUCGCAUUCGAAAAUUGCUGAUGCAGCAGUGAUUGGGGUGCAGUCGGAGAGACUUGGCACAGAGGUUCCGAAGGCUUUCGUAGUGGCUUCUCAGUCGAAGGAUGGCACUUCAGUAUCGGCGAAGGAAGUUCUGGAUUUCGUCAAGGCGAACCUUUCGAGUCACAAGCAAUUGCGUGGUGGAGUUGAGUUUGUGGACGAGAUUCCUAAGAGUGCUUCGGGGAAGAUACUGAGGAAGGAGCUGCGAACGAGGCCGUAUGUUGAGGAAGAAAAGGCGAAACUAUAG
Molecule: messenger RNA, 1596 nt
Organism: Zasmidium cellare ATCC 36951
Lineage: Eukaryota; Fungi; Ascomycota; Dothideomycetes; Mycosphaerellales; Mycosphaerellaceae
Exons: 1
Coding region: 1-1596 (531 amino acids)
Biological process (GO): secondary metabolic process
Molecular function (GO): CoA-ligase activity
Source: RefSeq, a predicted model, not a curated record